Messenger RNA from Trypanosoma conorhini, 864 nucleotides. Its product is annotated as mucin-like glycoprotein. Lineage: Eukaryota; Euglenozoa; Kinetoplastea; Trypanosomatida; Trypanosomatidae. Bases 1 to 864 code for a protein of 287 amino acids. The transcript has a single exon. The record is from RefSeq and is a predicted model, not a curated record.
AUGGCGAUGACGCUGACGGUGCGGCGCCGUGCGGUGUGCGCGUUGGCGCUCCUCGCGCUGCUCUGCGGCGGCUGUUGCGGGGCGACGGGGGUUGGGGCGGGGGCUCCUGCUACGCCUUCGGUGAGUGUGGCGGUGGAGGUGUCGUGCCCGAACGGUGCAAAGAAGUUAAGUUGGCGCUUUUCUGGCAAGAGUGGUUCUGACUGGACGCCGUGCCCUAACACGCCGGAGGUUGUUGCGGGGAGCAGUGGAACCGACCACCUCACCAACGCCCUCUGCGUCUACGCCGGAUCGUGGUACCUCUCCACCGGCGCGGGCACGAGCUGCCCUACACCUUCAACAGGGGACACUCAGAAGGUUGCGUUUGCCAUGAAAUGCGCGACGGCUGAAGGCAGCGUACUGCACAAGCGGUCGAAGGGCGAAACAGGCCCCUCCGAUGCGCCGGAGAAGAAUACACUUGGCGAGCCGGGCGUGUGUGAGCUCCUACCACCCACUGCAGGAGGAGGCGAGGGAGCACCUGAGCGCCAACCUCAGUUGCAGCCGCCAACUGGUCCACAAGCAGGAAGGGCACCGGGGGCGCCUGCGGCUCCGCCAACAACGACGGCAGAGAACAGGGAAGCAGAUGCACCCGGAAGUACACAAACACCCUCAACCCCUCAAGGCCCUUCCGGCACGCCCAACUCGGCCCCUUCCGCCGGCGGCAAUGAUGGAACCACUACCACUACAACGACCACCAGCAGCCCGAGUGCUGGGAACACGCGAAAAAGCAAUGCGGACAGCAGUGGCACCAUCGCCACUGUGUGGGCGCGUGCCCCACUGCUGCUGUUGCUGCUGCUCACGGCUGCUUUUGCCUCUGCUGCUGGGUAA